GGGAGAAGGAAGAAAAAACCCCGCAUUGCCAAUAUACGCCCGUGACAGCCCCUCGACAGCCCCUCGACAGCCCCUCGUUUCUCCAACCUCUAGUCCAGUUGCUCACAUUACACCGUACUCAUUCAUUCACCUCUCUCACGCUUUCGAAACAAGACUUUCCUCGCCCAUCCCUACCUCCCUACCUCCCUAUAGCGGCAGAUCAACCGACAACCAUGGCGCCGAUCCAGCAAUGGACAGUGGAGGAGCCCUACCUCAACCUGCACUGCGCAUUGGGCGAGGGACCGUACUACGAGAAAGAGACCAACACGCUGCGCUUCGUCGACAUCAAAAAGCACCGGGUCCACAGCGUCAACCUCGGCGAGGGCCCUUCGUCCCUCAAGACCCUCCAGCUCGACGGGCCGGUCGGCGUGACGGCCGACAUUGAGGGCGUCGACCCGGCAGAGAAGAUCCUCGUCGGGCUCAAGUACGGACUCGCGGUGCUGGACCGCCGCACCGGAGAGUACGAAUACAUCAACAAGACGUACGAACCGCAUAAUGAGCGCGUGCGCACCAACGACGGCGCCGUGGACCCCAACGGCCGGUUCUGGUUGGGAUCCAUGACCGACUUUAACCUCGGUGACUUUCAGCCUGAAGGCGGCCUACACCGCUUCGACGGCAAGACCCCCCAACAGCAAGUCCUCACCGACCUCACGAUCCCCAACUCGAUCGGCUGGUCCCCAGACACCAAGACCAUGUACUUCACCCACUCGUCCGCCCGGACCAUCCACGCCUUCGACUACGACGCCGCGGCCGGCGGGCGGUACGGCGCGCCGCGCGUCUUCUACGUGCACGACGGCCCCGGCGAGCCCGACGGCUUCCGCGUCGACGAGGAAGGGAACCUCUGGCACGCCGUCUACGGCGAGGGCCGCGUGCUCAAGAUCUCGCCCGCCGGCCAGCUCGUCGGCGAGGUGCGCCUGCCCACGCGCAACAUCACCUGCACGCAGUUUGUCGGGACCGAGUUGUUCUGCACCACGGCGUCCAUGGAUCCCGGCGACGACGGCGACGACCGGGCCAGGGAGCUGGGGGGUGCUUUGUUCCGCGUUGAUGUUGGGGUGCGGGGGGUGGACUUUUACCGGUUUAAGCUGGAGUGAAAAUGGAAAAAAAAUGAUUUUUUUUUUCUCCUUUUUUUUUCUCCUUCACUUCAUCACGAGAAACGAACCAGCGAGAGAAGGAAUAAAACAAGAGUCAUAGUCGACAUGGAUGGCUGGGGAUAGAC
Messenger RNA from Sodiomyces alkalinus F11, 1255 nucleotides. Its product is annotated as regucalcin. Gene Ontology annotation, biological process: L-ascorbic acid biosynthetic process. The record is from RefSeq and is a predicted model, not a curated record. The coding region runs from base 213 to 1130 and encodes 305 amino acids. Gene Ontology annotation, molecular function: calcium ion binding; gluconolactonase activity. Lineage: Eukaryota; Fungi; Ascomycota; Sordariomycetes; Glomerellales; Plectosphaerellaceae. The transcript is spliced from 2 exons.